Molecule: messenger RNA, 2931 nt
Organism: Trichoplax adhaerens
Lineage: Eukaryota; Metazoa; Placozoa; Uniplacotomia; Trichoplacea; Trichoplacidae
Exons: 17
Coding region: 1-2931 (976 amino acids)
Source: RefSeq, a predicted model, not a curated record
AUGCAUAUUUGUUUAUUUUCUUAUUCCACAUUCUACUUAGGCAUUAUGAUAACAGAUUUGAAGAUUAAAUCCGCUUUAAAGCAAUUAUUUGCCGAGUUUGUGGCCUUAGUUCCCAUUUCUGAUAUUCUUAUUGAAUUAAGAUCUCGAUCUCUAAUGGAUGAUAAUGUUAUCGCUCAAAUUAAAAAGAUGCCAACCAGAGAAGAUAUGAGUAAAAAAUUUAUCCAAGUCCUGAUCCAUCAUUGCAAUCAUUUCACUUUCUACAUACUUUGUAGCAUAAUUAGAAAUCAUCCUGAACAAGCAGUUCAAGCAUUUGGAUUAAAAUUAGAUCUGCUUGCACGAGACUUACUUCGUGAUGUAAUGGAGGUUCCAAUUCAUCGUUACAUCUACGUCAUUGAUUCCGUGAAUGCCAUAGCUUCUAAUUUGAAAAUGAUUCAUGGAAAAAGUGGUAAAAUUAUAGUUCGUGGUACAGCUGGCUGUGUCGACAUCAAUGAAGAUAGACUGUUACAAAAACUUUUGAGUUUGUACCAUCGAUUAAAUGCCGGAAUUGCUAUCACGCAGUCACCUACUGAUCUAAUAGAAGUGGUAGAUUGCAUUCAAUACUAUCUACAUGAUAAUAUAAAGGGAGCUUGUCCUCUUUUUAUAUUUGACGAUGUUCGAAAUCUCUCAUUUAUGGAUUAUUUUACAUUUGCUGAUAAAGCAGUUGUGACUACACACAAUUUGGAUGGUCCAAUUGACGAUUCUUUCCAUCAAAUUAUGGUACAGGCUGCUUGGAAAUUUGAUGAUAUUGCACAGUUUCUACGCUUAUUAGAUAAAAAUAAAUCGAAAACUACAAUCACUGAAUAUUUUUGCCAGAUCAACGCUGCUGUUGUCGAUUUUCUGCGAAUGCAAUACAAUAAAUGUGAACGAGGUCCUGAUAUCUGUGAUCAUAAAAUAAAUUUGCACGCUAAACUUAUUGACAGCUGUUAUUGGAAGUAUGGUAGCUUAUGGAAUCAACAUAAAGAUGAUGGCUACUUCUAUCAUUAUAUCAUCGAACAUAUAAUAGAUGCUAAAGCUACCGAUACCUUAGUAAGACUAAUAGAUGACAUUGAAUGGACAGAAACUAAACUAAGAGCUACAAGAGCCGUUUCGAGUAUCUAUCUAGAUAUGAAAUGUUGUGAAACUUACUUUCAAGCAAAGCGAAUAAAGUAUGGCAAUGCCGAGCUGUUUCAUAUAUUGAAACAGUUUGGGCAGUAUCUAAACAUGCAAAAUAUCGAUUUGGUGCAGUUUAUCCUUUUCUUUGGUGAUGAAACCACUCAGAUAUUUAAUAAAGCACUUGCAAUUGCUAAAGCACGAACAGUAGAAAAACUGUCCAUCUAUUCCAAAUUACGAUGCUGGUAUGCAAUUAGUGAGGAACAGAACAAAAUCACUGCUAAAUCUUUUACAAAAAGAGUUAAGAGCUCUUCUCCGGUUUAUGCUUGUUCAAAUCCUUCACUCUCAAAACUAAAAUUUGUACUAUGUGAAAAUGAUGGCAUGAAAAGUAAAGUUACGACGCUAAUUUAUGAUAAGGGAAACUCUGUAACCAAUUGGAUUAAGAUGAACGUUAAAAUUAAAUCGAUCAAAAUAAGCGCUGAUGGAAGUAUUAUAGCCCUGAAAUAUCAUGAGCCACCAAGACUAUCAGGUUUAGAUGCGCUUUAUUACAACACAUUUGCUAGAAAUGAUAAAGGAUGCGAAGACGAUGUGAAUUUAUCUAAUAGCAAUAUGUAUCACAAAUGGGAAAUUUGGUUGGCGGAUAAUCAUGAACGACUACAAUUUGUUCAAUAUUCCAACGCUGAUAUCGUUGAUUGUGCUGAUUGUCAGUUAGAAUUUUCUCCUAAAAUAGCUCAUAUAGCUUUUACUAUCGAUGUAAGGAGUAGAAAGUCUAUCAUUAAAAUUUGGCAGAUUUACGAGACUAGCGCAUAUUGUAAGGAAAGAAUUGUUGUUGAAAGUAAUUUAGUGUCAUGGCAACAGUUUGCAGUUUGGAAUAUCGAAGAUGUUUAUCGUAUCUGGCGUAUUCGAUUACCUAGAUUGAUACUAAAGUACGACUACUCUACCACGAAAGAAAGUGUUCGUGAAAAUAAAACACUACUGCUACAUAAUUUAUCAUAUGAUGGCCUCAAAAAUGCAUUACUAGUCCAAUAUGGCUGCAUUCUGGGAUAUGUUUUACUCGAGCAAAAUGAAAAUAAUACGAUAGAUGUACGUAAAGAAUUUAAGAACCUUUUCAGAGCAUGCUACAAAUUAGAAUAUGGAUACAAGCAUUUAUCAACCUCAUAUGAUUGUCAGCUGCUUUUAUUUCAGUCUGCAAAUUCGGAAGAUCUCCUGAUUUACAAAGGAGAAACCCUGGAACAAGUAUCUUCUAAUCGUGUUGGGGGGUGGACCAACAGUAAACCAUUACAAGAAUGGAAUAUUUGCUUAUUCCAAAAUCUGCAUGAUUUUAUUAUAUUAGAAAAAUAUGAAUGUAACGGUGGUUGUUCUAAUUCGCGAACGUCACAUUCUAUGCAUUCGCAUGUAAUUACUCAACUACGAGAAGUAAACAAUCCUAGGCGUGUGAAAUGGGAAACAGAGCAAACUUUUGUAGCUUAUAAUUUGCAAUUAUGGAAAAUGAACUAUCGGAAGUUUGACCAUAAAUUUAUUUUUACUUGGAAAUAUGACGAAGAACAAUUUCAUUAUUCGUAUGGUCUUAUCAUUAGCAUGAUAAAUUACUUAGAUGGACAAAUAGUCAAGGGAAAAUAUAUUUUAGAAUUAGAGGAUAAUUUAAUUCGAAUUUAUCAUCGAAAGACAUUACAACCCGUGCAACAGCUCUGUUUCCAGCUUAUGAAGAGGAUAAAGAAAUUAAAACUUAGUGAUGAUCAAAAUUUAAUGAUUUGUAAUGAUUCCCGAAAGAAUUAUUAUGUUUUAAGAAAAAUUGACAUAUAA